Cheilinus undulatus (humphead wrasse) is the source of this 11672-nucleotide messenger RNA. Its product is annotated as latent-transforming growth factor beta-binding protein 4. Gene Ontology annotation, molecular function: calcium ion binding. Lineage: Eukaryota; Metazoa; Chordata; Actinopteri; Labriformes; Labridae. Bases 47 to 7363 code for a protein of 2438 amino acids. The record is from RefSeq and is a predicted model, not a curated record. The transcript is spliced from 43 exons.
UUGUGUAUUCAGUUUGAAAAUUCCCAUCCCAUUUUUUUAAUCCAACAUGCGGCUUUUCCUCUGGUUUGUUUGGACCACCUGGAUUUUAACUCUUCACGCCGCGGCUCAGCAUCCUCCUGCCCGGGAGGAGGGAGACGACCGGCCCCGAGAGCAGAACCAGAGGGGGAGACAGAGCUCCGGGGGACCGACGAGAACGGAGCCCAAAAAGUCGACGGCAGUGAGGGGAGCUGGGGGGAAGCUCAACGGCAAGAGGGUACCUCUGACAGGUCCUCAUGUCUGUGGCGGUCGCUGUUGUACCGGAUGGACUCUGGACUCUAAAACCAAACGAUGCACCAAACCCAGGUGUCAUCCUCGUUGCCAUGGUGAUGCCUUGUGUCGUCCGUCUAACCGCUGCGUGUGUCGUCGAGGUUUCAGCGGUUACAGAUGCGAGGUUUCCACGGUGACGGUUUCUGUCCCAGAACCAGUUCUGACCCCCAUCCAUCCCAGUGGGACACCGCGACUGAACACCAAAGAACCCAAACCAGGAAGUAAAGCGUCCCACCGCGGCGGUGCCAGGAGGAUGAGAGUCCUACAGAUCACGUCUGGAGCGGUUGUCAUGUCUCCAACACCUGAAACCACCAGAGGAGCUACGCUAACAAAUCCUCCUAAAUCUACAAAACCUGACGACAGAGGAGUUUUUAAAGAAAUUGUAAAGGAGGAGGAAAACAGCUCCUCGAAAGGUCCACAGACAGAACAGGGAGCAGAAAAUAAGGCGAGGCCUGCACCUGUUAGAGACAAUGAGGAGGGAGCUGGGUUAACAGCUCAGCUAGGAGGGUUUAAAAGAGAACCACAGGACAGCGAGGAGGCUAGGACAGAGGAAAGACUGGGAGAAAACAUACAUGUCGAGUCUGUUUUGUGGCCAGAGACAACAUUAGAUCUAAACCAGCGCUCUAAAACAGACGAUAAAAUACUGAAAACCUCGACCUCCUGGCCUGAAGUAGAGCAGGGGAUACAUGUGACGUCUGAUCCAAGGCCUAAAACCGAAGAGAGAUUAAAUCUAGAGUUUUAUUUAGGGCCAAAAAAAGACGACGGACUUAAUCAAGACUCCAAUCCAGGGCCAAGGGGAGAGAAGAACCUUGAUGUAGGUGUAAAAGAAGAGAAAAACCUGGAUGUAGGUGUAAAAGAAGAGAAAAACCUGGAUGUAGGUUUUAAAGGAGAGAAAAACGUGACCAUUGGUGUUAAAGGAGAGAAAAAAAAGCUGGAAAAGAACAGAACAAAGUCAGAGGAGAAGAAGAAAGAGGAAUUGAAGACCAGAGGAAGGAAGAAGCUUUCACUGAGUCUAAGAGAAGCCCAGGCGUUGCUGCUGAGGAAGAGUUUGUCCCGGGGAGGAAGAGGAGACAAGAUGGCUGCCGUGCUGAUGAAGCACAUCGAGAAAGAGAGGAAGAAACUGCCUGCUGUGACCUCCUCUCCUGCUUCUUCUAACUCAUCAUCAUCAUCAUCGUCAUCAUCUUCAUUGUCAUCCUUGGAGAAAACCAGCAUGAAGACGUUCCACACUCAGAGGGGACAGUACACUGUCUACUUCACAGCACCAGCAGCUGAUGGGCAGACAGUCACAGGAGGAGCGGAGAGGAUCCAGGUGAUGUUCACGCCGACCAUCUGCAAGGUGCGCUGCAGCCAGGACCGAUGUGUCAACUACUGUGAGCGAGGCAACAUUACCACGCUGUUCAGCAGCGCUGAUGGGGGAGGAGGAGGAGGAGGAGGAGGAGGAAGGAGAGACAGCUCCCAUGGACCAGGCUUCAGAGUCUUUCUCUGUCCUCUGCUUUGUAAGAACGGCGGCGUCUGCCUGCAAAAGGAUCGCUGUCUCUGUCCUCCAAACUUCACUGGGAAGUUCUGCCAAAUCUCUGUCACCCCCACCACCGUCACUGCAGCUGCAUCGCAACCCUCCUCCAUCAACGAGAUUGUCAAGCCUGCUCAAGUCUCAGCCACAGCAGCCAAUCAGGAGCUGACACAGUCUGAGUUCCUCAUGCCGCUGGGACAGACCCAAGAGAUGGGGGUGUCUGGAGCCCCCAGCCCCUCAAUGGUGAAAGUCCGAGUGCAGCACCCCCCAGAGGCCAGCGUGAAAAUCCAUCAGGUUUUGAAGGUGUCUGGAUACAGUCCGAACUUGCAGACUCUCUCGUCCUCUUCCACGUCGGGGUCGGCAGGUGCUCCGGCUCCAGCAGUUGGACUGGUCCAGGCUCAGACUAUAAGAGGGGGUGGAACGUACACCCAGCAGUCUGGGUUCAAGUACUGCUUCAGAGAGGUGAAGGAUGGACAGUGCAGCUCUCCUCUGCCUGGUCUGAGGAGCAGGGAAAUGUGCUGCAGAGGGAUCGGGAAGGCCUGGGGCAUCACCGACUGUGUCCUCUGUCCUGACAACACAGGUGGAAGCAACAGCAGCUGUCCUGCUGGUUUUGAGAGGGCCAAUGCAACAGACUGUGUCGAUGUGGAUGAGUGCCUUCAGCCAGGGCUGUGUGAGAACGGGAUCUGUGUGAACACCAGGGGGAGCUAUAGCUGUGUGUGUAGGGCGGGGUUCAUCCUCGACGCCUCACAUGGAAUCUGCAUCUCUCAGAAAGUGAUCUCAGAGGAGAAGGGUCAGUGUUACCGGGUCCUGGGUUCAGGUCUUGGUCCUUCAUCAUGCUCUCUGCCGAUUCUCAGGAACAUCACCAAACAGAUCUGCUGCUGCAGCCGGGUGGGAAAAGCCUGGGGGCCCAACUGUCAGAGAUGUCCUUACUUUGGUUCAGUGGCCUUUAAGGAGAUCUGUCCAGCCGGUCCUGGUUAUCAUUACUCGGCUUCGGCCCUGUCGUUCAACCAGAGAGCCAACGAGCAGCUGGGUGGUCGAGGAGCUUCGUUGGUAACCAACGGAAACCAGGAUAACCAGGGUCCUGGUUCUGGAUCCAGUGGAGCCUCCAGGUCUCCUCAAAACCCUGCCUUGUCUGGAUCCAGUACCUCGCUGAGCUCUUCUUCAGUUGUCGGAUCAGCUGGUUCCAGCAGACCCAGUCCACCCCAGCCCCAACCUCCACCUCCGCCUCACCGGGUUGACCCCUCUAGGCCCAUACAGCCCGGCGGCACCAACACCAUCACCACGCAGGACAGACCUCAGACUCCAGGCCGACCUGGGACCCCACUGAGCCGACCAGAUGCUGUUCCGUCCUUCACAACACAACCGAGACCACAACCUCCACUGACAGGGAGUCAAGCAGGCAGUCGCUUCUCCUCUUCCUCCUCCUCCUCCUCGGUGUCUCUGCCUGAUCGGCGGGACUUCCUCCCUGCUCCGGCCCAGCCACAGAGCCCAGAGCGUGGGUCAAGGCCCAGUAUAGGACUUCCUCCUAUACAGAACAGACCAGCUGUAACCACGGCAACCACAACAACAACAACGCGCCCGGCCCGAGUCCAGACAGUCCGAGGUGUAUGUGAGAGCAGACCAGGUGUGUGUGGGCGUGGCCGCUGUGUGGAUCAGCCAGGUGGGAAACACACGUGUGUGUGUGAUCAGGGAUACCAGCCCAACUCUCAGCGCACCUACUGCCAAGAUGUUAAUGAGUGUGUUCAGUCUCCGUCUGUGUGUGCGGUCGGUCAGUGUGUGAACACCAUGGGUAGUUACCGCUGCAUCUGUCCGUCUGGAUACAGGAGCAACAGUCAGAUGACCAGCUGUCAAGACAUCGAUGAAUGCCUGCAGAAUCCCUGCAACAAUGGUCGCUGUGACAACACACCAGGCAGCUACAGGUGUGUCUGUCGCCUUGGUUACCGGCUCAGCAGGAACACCUGCACAGACAUAGACGAGUGUGAGGAUCCUCUGCAGUGUCCGGGUCAGGAGUGUAUCAACAGUCAGGGUUCAUACCGCUGCGUUUCCUGUCAGCCAGGAUAUAGGCUGGUCAACAGACUCUGUACAGACAUCGAUGAGUGUCGCCAGGCUCCCUGCUCCAACGGUCGCUGUGAAAACACACCAGGAAGCUACCACUGUGUCUGUCGCCAUGGUUACAAGCUACAAAACAACACUUGUGCAGAUGUAAACGAGUGUUCAGAGCCGUCUCAGUGUCCGGGCCAGCAGUGUGUCAACACCGUGGGGUCUUACAGAUGCGUGUCGUGUCAGCCAGGAUACACACUCGUCAACAGGCAGUGUACAGAUAUAAACGAGUGUAAGCGCGGUGAUUCCUGUCCUGGUCAGCGCUGUGUGAACACUGAAGGAUCCUUCAGCUGUGUUGACUGUCAGCAGGGAUACCGCAGCAUAAACGGACUGUGUACAGAUGUAGACGAGUGUGAACAGACCUCUCAGUGUCCCGGUCAGCAGUGUGUGAACACUAUGGGCUCGUACCGCUGUGUCUCCUGUCAGCCUGGGUACAGCGGCAGGGACGGCUCCUGCCAAGAUAUCGACGAGUGUGCCAACGCUGGGGUGUGCGAGGCAGGACGAGUGUGCAUAAACACCAUCGGCUCAUUCAGGUGCGACUGUGCACCCGGGUAUCGAGCCUUUGGCCUCGGGAGGCAGUGCAGGGACAUUAACGAGUGUUUGGAGGGAGAUUUCUGCUUCCCCAGAGGAGAGUGUGUGAACUCACCUGGAUCCUACACGUGUGUGUGUUCUCCAGGAUUCACACUGAGCGACAACAAGACUGCCUGCCUCGAUGUGGACGAGUGUCUGAAGUCUGGUGUGUGUUUGGAUGGCCGCUGUGUGAACACUGAAGGCUCUUUCCACUGCCAAUGUCAAACCGGCUUCACCACCAACCCGGAAAAGACGGCUUGCCUCGAUGUCAAUGAGUGCGUCUCAUCUGGCGGGUCAAUCUGCGGGUCAAAGCGUUGUGAGAAUACCAUUGGUUCGUACCACUGUGUCACUUCAUGUGAACCUGGUUAUAAGGUGACAGAGACUGGCGGGUGUGCAGAUAUCGAUGAAUGUGCCAAUAAGACGGUGUGUGGGGAUCACGCUGUCUGUCAGAACGUUAUAGGAACGUACCUGUGCGUAUGUCACGAAGGUUACACCUCCAGCGCUGAAGGAAAGGCCUGUUUGGAUGUGGAUGAAUGUGAGUCCCAGCCUGGUGUGUGCGGCUCUGCUCGUUGUGAGAACGUGGAGGGAUCCUUCAAGUGUGAAAAUGACCGACAGGGAUACGAGUUUGACUCCAGCAGCAGCAACACUGCAGGAAUAGGUACAGAUGCAGACGAAUGCGUGAAGUCAGGUGUUUGUUUUGGCGGUCGCUGUGUGAAUGUUGACGGCACCCUCCAGUGCCGGUGCCAACCCGGCUUCACCAAUAACCCAGAGAAGACGGCCUGCAUCGAUGUAGACGAGUGCGCCUCAUCCGGUCGUCGGCUAUGUGGGUCAAAGCAGUGCGAGAAUACGAUUGGUUCAUACCGCUGCAUCACUUCCUGUGAGUCUGGCUAUCAGUUGGCUCAGAGCGGCAGGUGUGUAGACAUUAAUGAAUGUGCCAACAAGACGGUGUGUGGAGAACAUGGCUUCUGUCAGAACUUGAUAGGAACCCACAUGUGUCAGUGUGACCAGGGCUACACCUCCACCGCCGAUAGAAAGACCUGUUUGGAUGUGGACGAAUGUGAGGUUCUUCCUGAUGUGUGCGGUUCUGCUCGUUGUGAGAACGUGGAAGGAUCCUUCAUGUGUGAAUGUGACCAAGAGGGAUACGAGUUCAACCCCGGCAGCAGCCGGUGCAUCAAAACUGCAGGAACAGCACUGUUUGUCCCCGGCUACCCCUCCACCUCUUCCUCCUCCUCCUCCUCCUCCUCCUACUCCUCCUCUUCCUCCGUCCAUGCCAGUGCAGUGGAUUCUUCCCUGGCACUGCCCCCCCUCCCUCCAGCACGUCCAGGUGAGCUGAGGGAGUGUUACUACAACCUGGCCGAGAGGGGGACCUGCAACCUGCUGGCCACCAACACCACCCAGCAGGAGUGCUGCUGCACGGUGGGGGAGGGCUGGGGGCUGGGCUGCCAGUACCACAUCUGUCCACCCAUCAACACAGCCGAGUUUCUGUCUCUGUGUCCCAGUGGGAGAGGAUACGUCACGACUGGACCAGGAGCCUUCAGCUACAGAGACGUGGACGAGUGUAAGCGUUUCCAUCCUGAGGUGUGUAAGAAUGGAGUCUGUGUCAACAACAUUCCAGGGUACAACUGCUACUGCUCCAGUGGAUACGUUUACAACAGCACACUGCUGGAGUGUGUCGAUCACAAUGAGUGCGAGGAGGAGAGCUGUAUUGGAGGAGUUUGUGUCAACACAGUGGGUUCAUAUUACUGCAGCUGUCCUCAUCCUCUGGUGCUCGACGACACGCAGCGAAACUGUGUCAACUCGUCACAUCUCGCCAUAGAUGAGAACCUGUCGGUGUGCUGGCAGCACGUCACAGCGGACCUGGUGUGUCAGAGUCCUCUGCUGGGGGCUCAGGUCACCUUCAUGGACUGCUGCUGUCUGUACGGAGAGGGCUGGGGGAUGGAGUGUGCUCUGUGCCCCUCCCCGGACUCAGAUGACUACGCCACCCUGUGCAGUUCAUUUGUUCCUCUAUUCCCGGAAACGUAUCCAGAAACUUCUGCUCCAGAAACCGGAGUGAGACCAGGACCUGGACGAGGAGGCGGUGGAGGAAGAGGAGGAGCAGGAGGAGCUCCUCCAUACUACCCCCCUUACAGUACGGACUCCUUCGCUCCUGCUGUGAUCCCAGGCAGAGACUUCGGUGCUCCUGAUUAUGACGAUUACUCUCCGGGAGGGGGCAGCAGACCCGGCUUUAGAGGAAGGACGCCAGCCACCUUCAGCCUGCCAGACGGAUCCUUUGGCCGUCCUGAGUACGGCACUGGUUACUACUCUGAAGGCGACUUUGGUCCCCCCAACAGCUCCCCGCCCCGAUCUCCACCUUUCCACCUCCCUCCAGACCCCCGGACAGAGAGGGCGUUUGGGGCGAGGCCUCCCCCUCCAUCCCGGGCUGACGGCGCUCCACUCAGCCUCGCCCCACUGCCUGGAGCUCCCUACCAAGAACAGGAGGAGGAAGAGGAGGAGGAAGCAUGGAGGCCAGGCCCACCGUUUCCUCCUUUCACCGACCGGAGCAGAGGAGGAGGAGGAGGAGCUCCGAGGAGGGUUUAUGAGAGGCGUUAUGAGUCAUACGCCGGCCUGAGUACAGCAGAAGAUUGUGGGAUACUGCACGGCUGUGAGAACGGCAGGUGUAUCCGUGUUGCCGAGGGUUACACGUGUGACUGCUACCAAGGAUAUGAGCUGGAUAUGACCUCCAUGACAUGUAUAGAUAUUAACGAGUGCGAAGACGGCGUCCGGCUGGAGUUCCCGUGCGUGAACGCUCGCUGUGUGAACACUGAAGGCUCGUUCCGCUGCGUCUGCAGGAGAGGAUACGUGAUGUCCCGCAGACAAAACCACUGUGUGGCUGCGUAGACCACACUGGACUGAACAGACCAGACUGCUGGACCAGCGUGAACUGGUUUAGACUGUCAGGACUGGACUAUGAAACAGCAGACUGGGCUGAUUAAGGGGACAGCUUUCAUGAAAAAGACUCGACAGGGCUUAAAUACCACAGAUCACAAUCAUUUAAAGAGCACUCAGCAAAGUUUUCAUCCACAUUCUUGGCUGGUUUCUGUAUUUUCUUAACCGGGCUUAGCAUGAGCUGGUCCUGGUCUAAUCCUCUCUAACAGCAGGUCUUUGUCUUCUUUAGGAAAAUCUAAAAUUGUGUUGUUGUUUUGGUUGAGAGCCCCCUGGUGGCAGAAUCUCACAUACUGUGCAUUUAGCAAACAAAUAUGGAUAAUAUAAUACAUUUUCUUCUUAUACUAGAGGGUUCCACAUUAGGCACCAUUGUUUUUUUACUAUGUCUGUGUGCCAGUGUGGUUGCUUUACCCCCCCCCACAGUCUGAUACAGUAGGUGGCGGUAUGCAGGAUGCUGGUUUGCAAACCUACCAAGAAGAAGAGACAACUAUGGCAACCACUCGUAUGCCCUAUGCUCACAGUGGAGCCCAUCCUGCUACGACAAUGCCAACAACAACCCUCCUCCUACUUCCACAUCCACCAUGAAGCCCAGAGGAUGAAAAGGGUCUGUGCUGCAGCAGUUUUCGAGGAGACAGGAGACGUCUAGGACUGCCUAUUAAACUCUACUCACUGACAGGUUCCUAGUAUACAAGCACAGAUGCUUUCACAUCUCCUAUGCCUCAGACCGCCUCUUCUAGUGGAUUUGAGGUGUUCAGCCCAGGUUUUUGAAGAAGCUCGUCAUAGAGGUCCAGUUGUUGCCAAAGUUUGUCUUUAUUUUUUUAAAUUCCUCAUGUCUGCACCAUGAUUCUGUCAUACUGAUGACAUGUUAGAGCCAUUCUAAAAAUAAAAUGAGGCAGACAUUUCCAACACUUCAACAACAAAGAAUUUUAUUAAGAGUUUUUUUUUAAUCCUGUCAGUUCUGUCUUUUAAAUCUUAGAGAAUAUCCCAGAUUUUAUCCUGUAACUUUCAACAUGACAUUUUUUGAGUUUCUUUUUUCAAAUGUCCCUAACAUGCCAUCACAGUAUCAGGAUGCUUAUUGUGUUUAAAGUGUUAACCCUCAGGAGAUCCUUUAAAAUCCAACUUAAUUUGUUCCUUCGGGCAGAAAUCAGCCGCCUCCCCAAAACUGCUGUAAAAAUAUGAUACAUUAAUAUUUUUUUCCACUUUAAACGAGUCAAUGUCGUAAAACUACUCAGUCUGAAUUAUACAUAUCAAAUGAUAAUGAAAUUAUGGAAAUUUUAACCCUUUAAUCCUCAGGCCAUCCUUUAAAAGAAUUGCACUCUCCCUCUUAAAGCCCUUUUAGGGUAUUGGAUAUAUUUAAAAGUAUUAAAAAUGAAUCAAAAAAUUGUUUGUUUUUUUGGUCCUCAACUCCAGUUCUCAUCAUUUAUAGCAGAUGUGAACUAUUUUUCAUAAUUUUAAGCCUAUAAAUGCCAGUUUAAUUACAUAAUGCCAAAAAAAAAGAAUUAUUUUCUAUUUGAAAAAUGCGAAGCAGAUUUUUUUUUUGUGCAGGGAUUAUCAGUCUUGGAUAUGUCAAUGAUUAGCAGCAACGCUGAUUUUGACGUGCUAUUAAGUUUUGUGUAAUAACCAAAAAAUUAAAAGAAAAAAGUCACACUCGUCCUCUUAAAGCCCUUUUAGAACAUUUGAUAUAAUUGAGAAAUAUUAAACAUGAAAGAAAAAACUUUUUUAAAUUUUUGGUUCUUAACUCCAGUCCUCAUCAUGUAUAAGCAAAUGUGAAUUCAUUUUCAUAUUUUUAAUUUUUCACCAGACUCUGACAUCCAUAGAAAACACCCAAAGUAGUUUUAGUUGAAAUAAUUAAUUCCACUGGCCUACACUCACUGAUAUAUCCUAUCAGUUCAGACAAGGUAAAUAUUUCCCACAAUGCCUCUCUGCAAACAUGGAAAAUGAUGAAAUUUGGCAGCACUUUUUGGUGCGCAAAUAUUUUUACCUCUGAAUGACAGAAUUACAGAGGAAUUAACAAGAUUUCUUAUUUCUUAUUGCAGUGACAGUAGAAUGAAAAUUAGUGGUAUUAAUGGUAGUCAGUGAGGCCUGAAAGGGCUUUAGGAGGGAGAGUGUGAGUUUUUUGACUACACAGUGAAAAAUUCUGUCAACACAGCGUGGAUGAUGAAAUUUCGAAAAAUUCAUCAAAAAAAUGAACAUCUUUGUCAAAUAUCAUCAUCUUAGCAUGAUAACUGCCAAAGUAAGAUCAAAAAAUACAAUUAAAAAGUCCUAAAGGGCUCUAGGAGGGCCUGAGGGUUAAAGGCUAGUAUGGUUCCAUAACCUCACUGUUUAUUCCUUGAAAAAAAAUUAAAAACUGAAAUAAUUUCUAUAAAAUACAUUUCAAUUAGUUUUUGCUUAUUAUUAUUGUAAUUAUUAGGCCCUGAGAUGGGAUAAUGAGUGGCAGCAACAUUGAUUUUCAUGCAUUUUUAUUUUUCUGUAGUGUCGGAUUUAAGAAAAAAACACAUUUUUUUUCCCUUGGGCAGAAAUCAGCCACUUCCCCAAAACUUCUGUAAAAAUAUGAUACAUUAGUAUUUUUUUCCACUUUAAAAGAGUCAGUCUUGUAAAACUACUUCAGCCUGAAAUAUACAUAUCAAAUUCUAAUGAUAUUUUGGAAAUUUUAAGCCUUUAAAGGCCAGUAUGGUUCCAUAAUCCCACAGUUUUUUUCAUUGAAAAAACCUUUAACUGCUGUAAACUGCUGUUACUUGUCUUUAUUAUUGAAUAAAUACAGAUUGUGCAUGAAGCUGGACAUGAAAGAGACACAUGCAGACACACACACACAUGCACACACAUCCCACCCACACCUGCACAUGCACACACACACACACCAUUAUCCAACAUCAAAAUUAACACACUAACAUUUCAGUAGCAAGGUACCCUUUUAGAAAACAGUAAAAAGUGUUAGAAUGGGGGAAAAGUAGCAGCAUCUGGUUAACUAAUAUAAAAAUUAAAAACUGUAGGCCAGUAGUAUAGAAUUAAAUGUUAACAUCAAGGAAUGCAUUAGUUUAAGUUAAGAUAAAUGUGAGAUCAAAAAUGGCAUUUUUAAUGGGGCAGUUUUUGUCCGAAGGAACAAAUUUGUCAGUUUUUUCAUAGCUUAGCCAUUUUAGGCUAAUUUAAAAAACUGAUACAACUAUUCAAAAUUGUGUUUAAAAUCAAUAUCCUCUGGCAUAUUUGAGCUUUAUUCAUUCAACACAGCCAAAAUGGCAUGAAAAUAAAAACAGCAUGUACAGAAAAUGGUCCCAGGAACCUCUGAGGGUUAAAGGGGAUUUUCAGAGGCAGAUACAAGCGAAGUAGUGAGAAAGGAAACCAACCAGACCUUUAGAGAAGCACUGAGCUCAGCCAAAAAACACUUUAAAUUUCACCCUAAAGGAAAACUAAUGGGAACAUCAACAUGGACUUGUUUAUAACUACUACUCCUGAAAAACCAGCGAGGCUCAAUUGUUUGACAGACAACAGAGAUUUUAGUUAAAAUCAUGUUUUCAAAACAAGGUUAGAGUUUAAUACUGGCCUGUUGGGUUUAAUUUCAGAGUUUUAAUGAAGCUGGUUCUUUUUACUCAGUAAGAGAAUCUUAAAUCUGCUUAAAAGUGUCAUGAUUUCAUAAAUUAUUACAAGGGAAUCUACAAUGUAUAUAGAAAGUAUACACUGUCACUUUUUUCUUAAUUUUUCAAGUAUCCUGUUCAUUUGUCCCCAAAGAAUCUCUGCAAAGCAUCAUUCAGUUAAAUAUAGCCAAGACAUUUUCCAGUGAUUUCAGCGUUACAAGAAGGCAGGAAAGGUCAACUUUGGAUUAAAAUAUAUUUUUGAGGGUGUUUAACCGUGAUGUGUUCUUUUAUUACUGACAUGUCUGUAUUUUUAUAUUUGUUUGAUUUUUUUUCUACAUCUUUGAGUGCAGUCUCCUAAAGCUUCAUCAGUUUCAGUCAAAUCUCACACAGUAAUCCUCGCCUUUACCCACCAAAUGAAGCUGUUUCAGCCUGUUAGAGUGUUUAUUGAGUUUUUAUUAACUUUCUAAUGUUGUUCACAUGCUGAACACAACAUGAUGAAGAUUUAUGUUUAACAUAACAUGCACUGUAUCUGCCGGAGAUUUGCCUUCUGUGUUCACACAGGAGAUUUGUACAUUGUUGAAAUUUCUGUCUCUGGUGUUUUGUUUUUUUUUUUCCAAUGUUUUUAUGAUUCACUUUUUUAUCUUUGUUGUUUGUAUGACAAGAAAUGGAAAUAUAUUUGCACACUUUUAUUGAAA